Messenger RNA from Labrus bergylta (ballan wrasse), 706 nucleotides. The record is from RefSeq and is a predicted model, not a curated record. NCBI's taxonomy places the organism in Eukaryota, Metazoa, Chordata, Actinopteri, Labriformes, Labridae.
AGGGGGGGAGGCGCAGGUGGAGGUGGAGGUCCCGGAGCCGGUCGCUUUAGGGAGGGGGGACCCCCUCCUCGCGGAGGAGCGACAGACUUCAGGGAACCGUCUGAAGAGGAGCGCGCUCAGCGGCCUCGGCUGCAGCUGAAGCCCCGGACCGUCGCCGCGCCGCUCAACCAGGUCGCCAACCCCAACUCUGCCAUCUUCGGCGGAGCGAAGCCACGAGAGGAGCAACCCUGAUUCAUUUAAAUCAGCAGCCACAUACUCCUGACCAGAGGGUGGCGCUGACACGUCGACUCGCCAACAGAAAAGAAGAAACUUAAAGGAUUUUUUUUUUUGUUGCUGUUUUUUUGUUUUUUCAGAAUUGAAGCCGACUCCCACCCGGAAAAGUUUUGUAAGAUAGAUUAUGACCAUGAAGUUAUUGUCAGUUUGUGCUUUAAACUAUGAUUUCUACAUUCAUUGAUUUCCCGCUCUUGAACCUGCGGAGGGCGUGCACCUGGCCCAGGUGAGCUCUCAGUGUGGAUCAGACGAGCAGCGUUUCAACCUUCAGUCGGUGGUUUUCGGUCGCGUCGCUUUCAGAACGUGUUUGUCGCUGAUGAACACUUUGAAUCGCUUCACUGUACUAUAGAAUAAAAAACGGCUGUUUUAACUUUUUUUGUUGUUAAUUUUUUCCUACACUGUUUAUGGCAAUAAAACUAUCAUCAUCAUACAUCAA